This is a messenger RNA of Gadus macrocephalus (Pacific cod), 4109 nucleotides long. It is a transcript of the gene vangl2, whose product is annotated as VANGL planar cell polarity protein 2. The record is from RefSeq and is a predicted model, not a curated record. Gene Ontology annotation, biological process: Wnt signaling pathway, planar cell polarity pathway; establishment of planar polarity; multicellular organism development. Gene Ontology annotation, cellular component: plasma membrane. The transcript has 8 exons. NCBI's taxonomy places the organism in Eukaryota, Metazoa, Chordata, Actinopteri, Gadiformes, Gadidae. The coding region runs from base 475 to 2052 and encodes 525 amino acids.
UGGGUCGGGAUUUCAGUGCGAUCCCCUCCCCAAGACCCAAAGAGCGAGGGAGGAGGGGCCAAACCGACCGGAGGCGGGGCGCACACAGUAGUACGGUUGAGUGGAAAGAAGUGGAAAGUAAGAAAAUACCUGAAUGGACAUACCGGAGCGAACUUUGUCCAGCUCACGUCUCCCCCGCCACGUCACCGCUACCCACAAUCCUCUCUGACGCGCCGGGUUCUGGAGCGCCGUUCCUCCUCCGCCUCCUCCUCCCUCGACCUCCACGACGUCCGCCGCCUCCCCCCCCCGCCCUCCCUCCUCCCCCCCCCCGCCUCCUCCUAGGCCUCCAAGAUAGAUUCCCUAAGGAGCACGGUCGACCUGCUCAAGCUGCCGCUGGUCCUCUCCACCAGGUCCAUCUCCGAGCGCAAGAGCCAGCUGGGCGGAGGGGGAGGGGCCCGCAAGGCCGGCCCACCGCCGCCCGCCACCCGAGACAACAUGGACAACGAGUCGCAGUACUCGGGCUACUCCUACAAGUCCUCGCACUCCCGCACCUCCCGCAAGCACCGGGACCGGAGGGAACGGCACCGCUCUAAGAGCCGGGACAGCAGCAGCCGGGGCGAUAAGUCGGUCACCAUCCAGGCGCCCGGAGAGCCUCUGCUGGACGCAGAGUCCACCCGCGGAGAUGACCGGGACGACAACUGGGGCGAGACGACCACGGUGGUGACGGGCACGUCGGUGGACAGCGUCUCCAACGAGGACCUGACGCGCGUCUCCAAGGACCUGGAGGAGAGCGUGCCGCUGCGGUGCACGCGCUUCGCCGGCCCGGUGCUGGGCGGCUGCCUCAGCCUCUUCGCGCUGCUCACGCCGCUCGCCUUCCUGGUGCUGCCGCAGGCGCUGUGGCGCGAGGCGCUGGACCCCUGCGGGACGCCGUGCGAGGGGCUCUACGUGUCGCUGGCCUUCAAGCUGCUGGUGCUGCUCAUCUCGUCGUGGGCGCUGUUCCUGCGGCCGGCCCGCUCGGCGCUGCCGCGCUUCUUCGUGUUCCGCUGCCUGCUGAUGGUGCUGGUGUUCCUGUUCGUGGCGUCCUACUGGCUGUUCUACGGCGUGCGCGUGCUGGAGCCCCGGGAGCGCGACUACCGCGGCAUCGUGGAGUACGCGGCGUCCCUGGUGGACGCGCUGCUCUUCAUCCAGUACCUGGCCCUGGUGCUGCUGGAGGUGCGCCACCUGCAGCCCGCCUUCUGCCUCAAGGUGGUGCGCAGCACGGACGGCGUCAGCCGCUUCUACAACGUGGGCCACCUCAGUAUCCAGCGGGCGUCCGUGUGGGUGCUGGACCAUUACUACACGGACUUCCCCGUCUACAACCCCGCCCUGCUCAACCUGCCCAAGUCCAUCCUCUCCAAGAAGAUGACCGGCUUCAAGGUCUACUCCCUGGACGAGAGCUCCACCAACAACUCCACGGGCCAAUCCCGGGCCAUGAUCGCAGCGGCCGCUCGGAGGAGGGACAACUCCCACAACGAGUUCUACUACGAGGAGGCGGAGAUGGACCGCCGCGUCCGCAAGCGCAAGGCCAGGCUGGUGGUGGCGGUGGAGGAGGCCUUCACGCACAUCAAGCGUCUCCACGACGACGAGGUGGCCGCCUCGCCCAAGCACCCCCGCGAGGUGAUGGACCCCCGGGAGGCGGCCCAGGCCAUCUUCGCCCCCAUGGCGCGGGCCAUGCAGAAGUACCUGCGCACCACGAGGCAGCAGCCCUUCCACAGCAUGGAGAGCAUCCUCAGCCACCUGCAGUUCUGCAUCACGCACAACAUGAGCCCCAAGGCCUUCCUGGAGCGUUACCUCAGCCCGGGCCCCACCAUGCAGUACCAGCGGGAGAGCGACAGGGGGCGCCAGUGGACGCUGGUGAGCGAGGAGCCCGUGACCUCGGCGCUGCGGCAGUCCCUGGUGUUCUCGCUGCGGCGCCUCGACUUCUCCCUGGUCGUCACGGUGACGCCCCUCCCCUUCCUGCGCAUCGGCGAGGAGUUCAUCGACCCCAAGAGCCACAAGUUCGUGAUGCGGCUGCAGUCGGAGACCUCAGUGUGACGGAGCCGCCGCCGCCCCGACGACAACGAACAAAGAUUUGUGAGGUCCUUUUUACAGUACGACCCCCCCCCCCCACCCCGUUACUCUCUCCCUCCCUCCUCCGAUCUCCUCUCACACUACAGCAUCGACCACCUGGAUGGAAGAGACUAAUGUGGCAGCAAAGAAAUAAUCAAUUGCCCCCCCCCCCCCCCACAAUGCUCCACCUCCUCCACCCUCCACCCCCCCCCCCCCCUUGUCUGUUUCCAUGGAAAUAACCUCAAAGGGGAGGGAAGACCCUGUUUCAGGAGGAGUGUUUUAGACACAGCCCAGAUCUCGUAUCUCCUCCAACACCUCCGCCGGGGAGACUGUCUGUAACCCCCCCCCCCCCCCCCCCCCCCACCAGCGUGGGGGUCAUUGCGACACAUGUGUCAAAGACAACAUCAUCCUUCCCCUUUCCCCCCGCCCCCCCUUUCUUAAACCGUCGCUUGUGUUUUCGACUGUAUCCACGUUGUUGUGACCACUGGACCACAUCGCGAUGACACGGAGGAAUGAACCACUGCAGACGGACGGGGGGGUGGGGGGGGGCAGACCAAUGGGAGCGCGGCUCCUAACCUGAUGAACCUGAUAUACCACUCCCGUCGUUUGACCCGUCAGUGCAACGUCAGUGCGGGACGAUUUAUUACUGCUUUUAUACCGAGAGUGCAACGUUGUCGUUUUGUUUUUAAGAUUAACAGAAUGUAGCCCCAUGCGAUUCAGAUUAACAGUUGUGUUGCCUUUUGAGGCGGCUUCGCUUCGUUUUUUUUUUUUAAAAGCAAAAAAGUGCUUUCGGUGUGUCUUAAGACGAUGUCGUAAUAAUCCAUGAAUGUUUGUUUUAGGCGGCUUGCAUUUUUUUUUACACUGGCCUUUUUUUUAACUCCAAGACAAUUUUCCACGUUUUUUAAUAAGACUAAACAUUGCAGCUCCAUGACAACAUGACGUUUUUAUUUUUUAUUUUCAGCAACAUUUAUGUUUGUAGGAGAGAAGGAAAUCCAGCUGGCUUCUCAGGACUAAGUUAAUGUACAUAUAUUCUCAUGCGAUUAUUUUUUCACUCAAACCCACAAACAAAAACCUAAGUCAGGCAAACCGGAUGUGUGAUUGUAUCAGCUGACGCACAACACUUCUGUCAUUUAACGAAGAAGCAAAAGGCAUCUCAACUCUGCUCCCAUGCACGCUGACGCCAUCUCGCCUGCCACCACUAGGAGGUGCUAACAAGCAGGUCCAGCUGGUGGCGGGUGUGUGUGUGUGUUUGGAUGUGAGUGUGUGCGCGUGUGCACUUUCAUGUUUGUGAACCUGGAGUCCCAGCCCACCGCUUGCUCCGUAGCCUCCGGCCAGUAGCAGAUCACCACGUUGUGCCACAAGUUCAAACCAAGCACCGAUCGAACGCCGUCUGCCCCACCCUCCGCCUAAUGCCUUCACGGACCCGGGCGGGUUCCGUAAUGCUUGGACAACAAACACAGAAAAUGACAAAAAGCCACUUUUGGAUCCACGAUAACGUCCUUCAAUGUCUCCACACUGAAAUAUACUGGAACCGAGUCUAGCCUCAAUACCCGCGUCUUUAUUUCUGUCUGUGUACACGUUAGCCUGAGUGCGUGGGGGCCACCCUGCGGCCUCCAGAGACUGAUUAAGCCUUUUGCCUUCUCAGUAGGAAAGUUAUUCAGCUGUAGGGGGGCUUCUUUCACCUUUCUAUCUGAGAUAAAGCCUUGCAAUGAACAAGUCACAUCCGGAUGAUCAUGAUGACGAUCAAAAGAUGCAAGUGAAUGUCUUUCUAAUUUUGUAAUGCAUGCCUGAAAUACUUUAAUUUUUUUUAUCGAGAACUUUGUUUUUCUAUCUUUUUUUUUUUAAUGGUGCCUAAGUUAUGAUGACGAUGCAAUUUUCCACAAAGUUUUUCUUUUGUUUUUUUUGUUAAAAGAGGGGACUUGUAAAGAAAAAAACACAAAAAAAAACACAAUUUGUAGAUUUGUCUUGUAUUUUCUCGCUUUUUGGUAACUGUAGCUUGUAUAGUGUCUUAUUUUUUCCAUUAUUAAACCAUUUAUUACUUG